Messenger RNA from Taeniopygia guttata (zebra finch), 1090 nucleotides. RefSeq names its product FA complementation group L (gene FANCL). The record is from RefSeq. NCBI's taxonomy places the organism in Eukaryota, Metazoa, Chordata, Aves, Passeriformes, Estrildidae. Gene Ontology annotation, cellular component: nucleus; Fanconi anaemia nuclear complex. Gene Ontology annotation, molecular function: ubiquitin protein ligase activity. Gene Ontology annotation, biological process: interstrand cross-link repair; protein monoubiquitination.
GCGUUCGAACGGCGGCGGCGGGCGGGAACAUGGCCGGGCCGGGGGCGCGGGCUCUGCUCCGGCACUGCCCGCUGCUGCUGCCGCAGAACCGCCACGGCACCGCCUACGAGGGCUUUGUCACUGCCCAGGGUAAAAACUUCCACAUCAGGAUACUGCUACCAGUGGAUUUGCAAUUGAAAAAUGCCUGGAUAGAGUGCAGCUGGCAUCUGAAGAGGAUCCUGCAUGGGUAUCGGCACAUUUUAAAGCAGAGGCUGCACAGCUGCCCAGAUCUUGUCAGCUUUAUGGUGGAGCUGAAAACUGUUUUGGAAAUUGCUUUAAAGAACACACAAGACCUGCACAUCCCACGGCCUCCAGAAUACUACUCCUGUCUUGUCAGAGAUCUAGAAAUACUGGGCUGGAAUAGAGUGGCCUAUGUGGACACUGGGCUGACCACAGUCAAGUUAAAAGCUGAAGACUCUUGUGGUCGACAGCAUCUCAUCACUCUCAAGUUAAAUGCAAAGUAUCCCACAGAACCACCAGAUUGCCUUGUGGAUUUUCCUGUUCCAUUUGCUGUUUCCUGGAUGCCACAGAACUCCUUAAUAGACAUUUACAAACAGUUCCUGGCAGCACUGGAGUCGCUGAAGGAAUUCUGGGAUGCCCUUGAUGAAAUCGAUGGGAAGACAUGGGUGCUUGAGCCAGAAAUUCCCACACGGAGUGCUACAACCAGAAGUUGCAAUAGGGAACAAUGUCUCAGUGAACAUAGAAGUAGAUCCUUGCCAUCCAAACAUGCUUCCGGAAUGUUAUUUCCUUGGAGCAGACCACGAAGUGAACCCUCUGAGAACUAAACUCAACAACAACAUGCACUUGUGGGAUCCGGAAAUCAGUUUGUUACAAAACUUGAGAGAGCUCCUAGGAAUUGAUUUUCCAUCUCGUGCUGUAUUGGAAAAAAGCGACUUUGCCAAGGACUGUGGGAUCUGCUACGCCUAUCGGCUGGACGGCAGCAUGCCCGACCAAGUGUGUGACGAUCCUCGCUGUGGGCAGCCCUUCCACCAAGCCUGUCUCUAUGAGUGGCUACAAGGCCUUCCUACCAGCAGACAGAGUUUUAAUGUCA